UUCACGCGCGCGGCAGUCGCGAGCAACUUUUUUUGGCGGGGACCUGCAAACAACUUAGUCAUCGUCAUCAUUGUUGUAGUUGUUGUUGUCGUCGUUGUAGUUGUUGUAGUCGUUGUUGUAGUCGUAGUUGUAGGCGGAUCGCCCCUCUCUCUCGCGGCUUUCGUCGACCGUCUCCGCGGAUUCCGUCGACCGCGUUGCGUGAGGAGACGGCGAGGAGGAGGAGGAGGUGGUGAGGGGAAUUCGCCGGCAUUCGACGAUGUCGGGCGUCGACGCGAGCUGGUGUCGGUAUUUUUUUGUGUAUGACACAUCACAGGUGACGGGGGAAGAUGACAGCACUGAUAAAGGCAUCCGCUAUUUUUACCCGCCCGAGACGGACGAGGACGAACAGCGCUUGCUGUGCAGUCAGUUCCCAGGCGUGGCGCGGUGUGUCGCCGAAAUAACCUGCCGCCCUCCGUUCAUGCUGCACCUUCGUCACGUCAAGUUUGCGCUGCGCACUCAAGGCCCCUUCUUUCUGGCUCUGGGCUGCAUAACAUCCUUGCCGGAUGGCUGCUGCCGCCACAUGUUGGAUCGACUGCUGGUGCUGUUCACGUGCUACCGUGGCCCGCUGAGGCUUGCGUACCAGCAGGGAUCUGGACCUCCAUGGCCCAUCUGGGAGCCCUUCCUGGACCAUGUGCAACGAGCAGUCAGAUACCUGCCCGGGCUAUUUUCCACCGUGCGCUACCUCAACAAGCGGGAGGUGGACCCAUUGCUGCUGCUGAAGGCAGCGCUUAUCCUGCAGAGCUGCCAGCGCUGCCCCCACGUGUUGGCCGGCUGCAUCCUGCACAACCUCACAGUGGUGAGCAGCCAGCUGACCCCUCAGGUGACGGCUCAUCUCCUCGCUGCGCGGAACGUUCACCGUGCUCUGAAGGACCUUUCACAGUAUUCAAGUGGCGACACUGCCUUUGACCGGGAGGCGUCGGUCAUCCCAGUCUACCUCUCCGACGAGGAGUUCUCGUCCCUGCACUGCCACUCUGCGAGACGACUAAACAGGUUCAGCAGCACAGGGUCCGACCUCGUCAGCAGAACCUGCGGUGCCGAUGGCCGCCCUCGCCUGUCCGUCACCCUUUCCGACACCACGGACACGGAAUCCGACAACUCCAGCUCGGAUGAGGGCAGCUCCGGCUCCAAGUGCACCAGGCGCCGUGUCCCGGGCUGUGGAGCCCUCCUCUUCCAGCCGCUGCUCGCAGACAACCUUGGCAGCCCGCUCGGGCGGUGGAAGGCCGACCUCACCAACGCUGUGUCGGAGUUCCAGGCCUCGGAGGCGAGCGUGACAACGGCCGACACCCUGGAGAGCAUCUCCGAGGCAGAGGAGGCCGCCACUAGCACCAACGCGAGGGCGCGCACGCGGGGAGACCAAGGGCCUGCGACUCCUGGAGGUCAUGACGGAGCCACGAGUCACGAAGAGGGGAAGGCAUUGGGGACCUUGGGAUGGCACAAAAGUAGUGGAGUUGUGGCAGGGGUGGUAUUCCACCGAGAUGCCACAGGUCACGAGGAAGAGCGAAGCAAUAAGGAGGUUGGAAGUUCAGAAGGCGGCGUGAGCGGUGAAGUUGCUCCCAGCAUCGAGACAAGAAGAGGAGGCCAGCCGCAGUGUAGUGACGAGGUUAGUGGGGUCAUGCCGUCCGAAGGCAGGCAGCACCUGGACUCCGACGCACCGAUGCUCCUGGAUUCCGCGGAGACUUCACCUGAGCUGCAACCUUUAACCUCGCAUAAUCGCAGCAGCGGGCGAGGGGCAGCUGCCAGCAUCGGUUCUCGAGCGGGAGCAGCGGGGGUCUCGCGCCUCGCUCUGCCCAAGCGAGCGCCCGUCUCUCCCUACGCAGACCAAGGCGAGGACCAGGCACACUUUGUGAGUGCGGCGAGCGAGUCUGACUCCAGCUUCCCCUCGCCAUCGCCAUCAGCGUCGCUGCCGUCAUUCUCGUCGUCGUCGCCAUCGGAGGUCGAGAGUGGUGGAGGAGCUCGCGGGGAGGAGAGCGUUCGCUCGCGUGAGUUCCCGGCGCAGGCGCCGCGCGGGUUUGUGCGGCUGGCGCUGUACGUGCACGCCAAGCCCGAGAUCACUCUGGUGCUGCUGGCAGAGGAUGCGCUGCGGAACGACGGCUCUGCCCAGGAUGAACUGUUCACUUCCAACCUCGCAUCGCUCAACGGCCUGGAUGUGCAUCUGAAGGAGGUGUUCGCACAGACCCCAUCAGACCAGCGCAAACACAGUUACAGUUUCCUCUGCUACGACCGCGUUCUCCGCUCGCUGCAAGGUAGCAAGAGGGUUCUGGCACUGACAACGCCGGAUAUUCUCCGUGACAGCCACACGCACGGUGCGUCCACGCCAGAGCGGGAUCUGUGCCGUGCUGCCUCCCUCAUGCAUUCCGAGUUCCGACGUUCUCCAGCCAUCACGGAGAUAACACUCAGGAGCAGCACGGCGUGCGUGUACGGCGCCCAGACGCCGGCGCAGGAGGUGUUCUUCCAGGUGAGCCCGUCCCAGCGGAGCGGCAUGGUCGGGCCCGGUUUCGCAGACGGCACCUACCGGCUCCCGGGCGCCGCUCGCUCCAAACUGCAGCAGCACGGCAUCAACCUGCCCUGACGACACGUGGGCCCCCAAAGCGGCGCCGGAGCCCCUCGCCGCUCUCGCCACCACUGCCAACAAAUAAUACCGGCGCCCACCACUCUCACCGCCACCGGCACCGCUGCCAACAAAUAACACCGGCGCCCACCCACUCUCACCACCAGCACCGCUGACAACAAAUAACACCAGCGCCGUCGACAGCAUCGGCAUCAACACCAUAACCACCACUAGCAGCAGUACGUCCUGCACUACAAACCGCAACACACUACUAACCACUAACACCAGCACUUCCAGUGCCACAACCAAUUCCACAUCAGCAUCACAAUAAUAACCAAAGCC
Messenger RNA from Lethenteron reissneri (Far Eastern brook lamprey), 2929 nucleotides. It is a transcript of the gene HPS4, whose product is annotated as HPS4 biogenesis of lysosomal organelles complex 3 subunit 2. Gene Ontology annotation, molecular function: guanyl-nucleotide exchange factor activity; small GTPase binding. The record is from RefSeq and is a predicted model, not a curated record. Gene Ontology annotation, biological process: protein targeting; melanosome assembly; vesicle-mediated transport. Gene Ontology annotation, cellular component: lysosomal membrane; BLOC-3 complex; cytoplasmic vesicle. NCBI's taxonomy places the organism in Eukaryota, Metazoa, Chordata, Hyperoartia, Petromyzontiformes, Petromyzontidae.